Molecule: messenger RNA, 2409 nt
Organism: Eremothecium sinecaudum
Lineage: Eukaryota; Fungi; Ascomycota; Saccharomycetes; Saccharomycetales; Saccharomycetaceae
Gene: NOP14
Product: snoRNA-binding rRNA-processing protein NOP14
Exons: 1
Coding region: 1-2409 (802 amino acids)
Biological process (GO): maturation of SSU-rRNA
Cellular component (GO): Noc4p-Nop14p complex; small-subunit processome; nucleolus
Source: RefSeq, a predicted model, not a curated record
AUGGCUGGUUCCCAACUAAAGAACUUAAAGGCGGCCCUGAAAGCCCAUGGUUUGACAGGGCAGACUGAGACAAAGAAAGCUCGGAAUGGUAAGAAGAGAGCAGCAAAGGAGUAUGAUCGAGAGCAACGGAAAGAAGCAAUUGAUAAGAUUAGAGAACAGUUUAAUCCAUUUGAUUUGAAGGUCAACCGGGCAAAAAGGCAGGCAGUUGAUGCUGGUAGUAGUAAAGUAGCAGUGGGUAAACCAGGUAUCUCGAAACAAGUAGGUGAAGAACAGAGAAAGAAGCUUUAUGAGGUGAAGAAGUCAAAGAAAAACCGCGAAGGUGGAGUCUUAGACAAGAGAUUUGGUGAGAGGAAUAAGAAUCUGACUCCUGAGGAGAUCAUGCUUGAGCGUUUUACGAAGGAAAGACAAGCUAAUUCACGCAAGGAGAAGAAACGUUUGUUUAACCUUGACGAUGAAGAAGACGAUGGUGAUGGUGACGGUUUUGGAGCUCUUACCCAUAUGGGAAAAACUAUAGGAGAUGAUUUUGAAGAUGGUGAUCUAGGUAUUGAAGAUGAACAUGGGAGGAUGGGAGCCUUAGGAGAUGACAAUGAGCCUCCUAGGAAGAAGACCAAGGCAGAAGUCAUGAAGGAGAUUAUUGCAAAGUCCAAGUUCUACAAGCAUGAAAGGCAAAAGGUCCGUGAAAAGCUGGAGGAACAAAUAGAUGAUCUGGAUAAUGAUUUUGAUGAUAUCAUGUCUGAACUUAGAUCAACGCAACCAAAGACAGUAAAACCUUUGGUUAGCACAGAAGAAGAUAUUUUAUAUGAGAAAAAGUUCCGUGAACUUGGUCUUGAGAAAAGAGCUGCACCUGCAUCUAGGACAAAGACCGACGAAGAAGUCAGGAAGGAAAGAGAGGAGCGGAUGGAAAAGUUAGAAAAGGAUAGGCUCAACCGUAUGAACGGUAUUCUGGAAACUGAAGACAACGAUGGUGGUGUUGAAGACCUAGGAGAUGAUUUUUGGGCUGGAAGUGACUCCGAGAAUGAGCUUAAUGAAGAUAUUGCCGAUUCUGAUGAUAAUGUAAAUUUCAACGAUGAUAAUUCAGAACAAGUCAACAAUGUUUCGCAUAAAGUACCCUCCACUGUACAGUUACCAUGUCCAGCAACGCAUGAAGAGCUAUUAGAAGUUUUGGAAAAAUACCCUGCCACAGAACACGCAGCAGUCGUCAAGAAGAUUAUCAACAGCUAUCAGCCUAGGUUAGCGGAAGGUAAUAAAGAAAAGUUAGGAGUGCUAAGCGGUAUCCUUCUGCAACAUAUCCUUUACCUAACGGACGAAUACUAUGUACAGGAUGUUGAGGGGAUUGAAGAAAUACAAAACGCAUUGAUCUCCAUACUGAAGACUAUGUCUGAAAAGUAUAACAAAGCCAUCUCUGAGACCUGCAGAGAAAUUAUUGGAGAAAUACAAGCAAGACUUAAGAAGAGUCUAUUCCUUGAUCUGCUGCCUUCUGACCUUGUCUUUUUUUCAUUAGUUGGACUAAUAUUCUCUACGUCUGAUCAUUAUCAUUUAGUGGUUACCCCAUGCAGUAUUUUAAUUGGAGAAUUGCUGGAACAAGUUAAGUUCAAUAGUCAUCAAACAUUUAUCUACGGUGCUAUUCUUGCGAAGAUUGCUUUGAAAUACCAAAGGAUAUCAAAACGUUAUAUUCCAGAAUUGGUCUACUUUUUGAAGAAAGCAUUGGUAACCUUACUACCAAGUGAAAAAAUGACUGCUGCCCUCAUUUCUAGUGUCAAAAUGGAUUCUGAAGAACUUUCACUUUCAGCUGAAUUGGAUUUUUCGAACGUUGCUCCAACUUUGAGCAUAAGAUACUUCGCUUUGGAGGAGUGUGAUCAGGAUAUCCAGAAAGUUAUCUUCCUUAAUCUACUGACUACAUUGGAUCAGACUAUAUCUUUGCUAUGGAAAGAGCAUUCUUGCUUCCCUGAGAUUAGUUUACCAUUCCAGGAACUGAUUAAAAUCACCGCAACAGCUUAUCCAUCUUUGGGACUCGCAAAUGACAUUUCUGGAAAACUUCAACGGAUGUUAAAUUUGAACGAGCAUUAUCCGUUAACACUUCAAAACCAUAAGCCAGCUGCUAUUCCUAGUUACACUCCUAAGUUUGAAGAGAACUUCAACCCUGAAAAGAAAUCUUACGAUCCUGAUAGAACAAGAAAUGAGUACAACAAGAUGAAGGCCCAAAUAAAGAAGGAACGUAAGUUCACCAUGAAAGAACUUCGUAAGGACACUAAAUUCGAGGCUAGACAAAAGAUUGAAGAGCAAAAGAAAUCAGCCGAAGCUUAUCAUGCUAAGAUGGCUCAUAUCUUUAACCAAAUCAGUACUGAAGAAGGUGCUGAAAAGAAUAAGUAUGAACGUGAAAAGAAACUACGUAAUAGCAAACGCCAGUAG